Molecule: messenger RNA, 1954 nt
Organism: Microtus oregoni (creeping vole)
Lineage: Eukaryota; Metazoa; Chordata; Mammalia; Rodentia; Cricetidae
Gene: Mcub
Product: mitochondrial calcium uniporter dominant negative subunit beta
Exons: 8
Coding region: 110-1117 (335 amino acids)
Biological process (GO): mitochondrial calcium ion homeostasis; calcium import into the mitochondrion
Cellular component (GO): mitochondrial inner membrane; uniplex complex
Molecular function (GO): calcium channel inhibitor activity
Source: RefSeq, a predicted model, not a curated record
UCCUGUCACCGCCCCUGUCGGCGGCGGGGCGGGCUGAGCCCACACCCGGCUGGGCUCUGGCGGCUGGAGGAUGAGUCGCUGAUGCCAGGAGCUCCGGCCGGGCAGGAGGAUGCUCCUGAACCGGCUCUAUCUGGGACGGUCGCGGCUGCUGACGACGAUCCGAGCCCGCAACCGUGCGUGUCCGAGGCCACUACCACCCGCACCCCAGGUUUUAUAUAUGAAACUGUAUGGAAAUCCAAAAUAUUACCAGGCCUUCUAUUACGGAACAGUGUUGCCACCUGAUGAAAUAACAGUCAAUUAUAAACAUGGCCUUCCCUUGGUGACACUGACUCUGCCAUCCAGAAAAGAGCGUUGUCAGUUUGUCGUCAAGCCAAUGGUGUCAACAGUUGGCUCCUUCCUUCGGGACUUACAAAAUGAAGACAAAGGCAUCAAAACUGCGGCCAUCACCACAGCAGGCAGUGAGAUUCCAGCCUCAACAUUGAUGGACACUUUGCUAAUGAAAGAUUUUAAACUCGUUAUUAACGAACUAGCAUAUGAUGUUCGGUGUCAUAAGAAAGAAAAACCAAGUGCCGAGCACACGAUUGAGAUGGAAAACAUGAAAUCUCUGGUUCACAGACUGUUUACAGUACUGCACUUAGAGGAAUUUCAGAAGAGAAGAGAGCGCCACCUGAUGGCAAAGAUCGACCACCUGAAGGAACAGCUGCAGCCCCUGGAGCAGGUCAAAGCUGGAAUAGACGCUCGGUCAGAAGCCAAAACCAGCGGACUCCUGUGGGCUGGUUUAGCCCUGCUCUCUGUUCAGGGAGGGGCACUGGCCUGGCUUACAUGGUGGGUGUACUCCUGGGAUAUCAUGGAACCAGUCACCUUCUUCCUUACGUUUGCAAAUUCCAUGGUCUUUUUUGCAUACUUCAUCAUAACCCGACAGAACUACACCUACUCAUCCCUUCGGAGCAGGCAGUUUCUUCAGUUCUUCCACAAGAAGUCGCAGCAACAGUGUUUUGAUGUGGAGCAAUACAACAAGCUAAAGGAGGACCUCGCUGAGGCCACAGAAUCCCUGGAGACCAUGCGCCAGGCCCUCCAUUUGCGACUGCCAGGAGAGGAGCUCAAGGAGAAGAAUUAGUCCCACGUUUUUAAACAACCCAGGGCCACACGCUUUUGUAACUUACCAACUGGACAUUUUCAAGGUCGUGUUCAUUUCCAUUUGAUGGCUUCAGAUGUUGUUUGGCUGUUAAACUCGAGUGGAGCAGAGUACUCUUUGCCAUUCUCACAUGAGAUUCUUGGUUUGUGGAUCUGUGAGGACUGAGGUUUCAGAAGGCCUGUGUGCCCUGGCAAAGCCUUGGUACCCAAAGCCCUCCCCUGCUGGCCCCAUGUGGAGGUAAAAUGAUUGGCGUCUUGGCAUUCAUUCACUUUGGUUCUUAGGUUCAUCUGGAAUCACCUUGUUAAUUUGAACUUGGUUUUAUUUCUUGAGACAGGAUCUCAUGGUGAUGUGGGAUUCCCCUCUGUAUGCCGUUAAUAUGUUUUAUUACCAUUGGUUAAUAAAGAAGCUGUUUGGGCCUAUGACAGGGCAGAACAGAGCAAGGUGGGAAUUCCAAGCAGAGAUAGAGGCAAAAAGAAGGCAGAGUCCGAGAGAUGCCAUGUAGCCCCAUGAGGAGACAGACGCCCACCCUGGAACCUUGCUGGUAAACCACGCCCCUCAUGGUAAAAUACAAAAUAAUAGAAAUGGGUAAAUUUAAGAUGUAAGGGUUAGCUAGAAAUAUGCAUAAGCUAAUAGGCCAAGCAGUGUUUUAAUUAAUACAGUUUCUUUUUGUGUGAUUAUUUUGGGUCUAGGCAGACGGGAAAUUAACAAACAGCCUCCGUCUACAUCACGCUGUGGCUCAAGCUGCUUUGUAGUCUAAACAAUCCUCCUGCCUAAGUUUUCUGGGUCUGUAAUUACAAGUACGAGUCAUUAUAUCCAUAA